AUGACAUUAACAUUUGUUGUACCAUAUGUUUCACUUCAAACUCUUAACCAACUAUACCCAUUAGAAAAGAUUAAACUUUUACAAUCAUGGAAACUUGAUUGUUUGGAUCCUGUAAUCAGUCGUGAUAUUGUUAAAAGACUUGAAGCAAAUGACUUGUUUAUCAAGCGUGAAAAGGUAUUCAAACUAUGUCAUGGUAAUCUUGGUGCCUUUGUCUCCACAAUGUCUCAAUAUCCAAUGGCUUUCGAAGGUCAAUUACAAGUAAUGUGGAAUGUGAUUAUGGAAUUUAGAGAGGCUAAUGAAGUACUUAGAGUAUGUAAAGCCAAGUUAUCAGACAGAGGAAUCAAAAAGUUGUUUACUCAAAACACAAAGUAUAACAAGGGUAAUUGGAAUGGUACCAAGAUUCGUGAAACUACGAUCAAGAAAGCUAAGGUCAACUCGAAACAAGGUCCAACAAAGAAAUCAAAGGUUGGUGCCAUUGAUUCUACUUCUACCACUACUACUACUACUGCUGCUGCAUCCAAUCUAUUGGAAAUGACUCCAAUUCCAGGUAUGGGAAUGCCAAUCCAAGUCGACUUGGAAGAUGAUGAAGAUGAAGAAGGUUCUGAAGAAGAACAAGAUGAAAGUGAGUAUGAAGAGGAGGAUGAUGAUGAAGAGUUCAGCGAAGAUGAAGAGGAAGAGGAAGAGGAGGAAGAAGUUGUUGGUACUCUUGUACAACAAUCACAUCAACAACAAUCUCUUGUUCAACAACCAUUAUUGGUCGAACAACAACAACAACAACAACAACAACAAUCUGUUCAACCACAACAACUACAACAACAAGAAUACCAACAAGUAUAUCAUUACCAACAUCCAAUGGUACAACAACAACAACAACAACCAAAUGUAUACCACCAAAAUCAAAUACCAAUCAUCUCUGAAGAUGAUGCAUACAGUCGUUUAACACCAUCCGAGCAACUUGCUCUUAACAGUUUAAAUGCUGGUUUCUAUUCUUCCAAUAUGACUGCUGCCAUGUACAAUCCAUACUACACUGCUGUAGUUCCAAAUGUUCAACUUUAUUCUGCUCAUCAACAACAUCAACAUCAACCAGCCAACUAUGGUGUACCAUACCAAUCAUACCAAUACUCAAACCAACAGCCAGUUUAUACUGCAUUCCAGCAACCAGUACAACAGCAACCAGUUCAACAACAGCAACCAGUUCAACAACAACAACCACCACAACAAAUAGAGAGUAGGAGUAGGAGAAGGAGAAGUAAGAUGAGUGCACUUUCAAUAUUAUCAGCUAUAAUAGGUUGGACAUACUUUGCUUGUUGGAGUUUAUCAUUCUAUCCACAAGUUGUACUCAAUUAUAAAAGGAAAUCAGUAUUAGGGUUAUCAUUUGAUUUCUUACUCUUUAAUAUUACAGGUUAUAUAUGUUAUUCAGUGUUUAAUAGUGUUUUAUAUUUCAGUCCUGUUGUUCAGGAUGAAUACCUUGCAAAGUAUUCACCACCAAUCCCUGUUCAACCAAAUGAUAUAGCAUUUGCAAUUCAUGGACUUAUACUUACAGUGGUGACAGUAGUACAAUGUUUUAUGUAUGAACGUGGAGACCAAAAGAAUUCAAUCUAUUCGAUAGGUAUUGGAAUUGCGAUUUGGGCGUCGAUUAUAGUAGUGAUUGGUCUUGGAUCUGCAAACACUAUCACUUGGUUGUGGGUGAUCAACUAUCUAAGCUAUGUAAAAUUAUUCAUCACAUUUAUCAAAUACGUUCCACAGGCCUACAUUAAUUACAAACGAAAGAGUACGGUUGGAUGGAGUAUUGGAAAUGUAUUAUUAGAUUUCUCUGGUGAUAAUUGGAAAGUAUUUAUUGGUGAUCCAGUUAAAUUUGGAUUAUCAAUGUUUAGUAUAGCAUUUGAUAUAUUGUUUAUGAUUCAACAUUAUCUACUUUACAAAAAUAGACAUACUGGAUACCAAAGUCUUCAAUCACCAGACAUUCACAAAAACAACGAAACUGUUAUAAAUAGCGAUAGUGGAUUUAUCAAUGAAUCAAUCGUUUCACCAUCUCCUAUCGUCGAGGAAAUUAAAGUUCCAGAUUAUUAA
Messenger RNA from Cavenderia fasciculata, 2070 nucleotides. RefSeq names its product cystinosin (gene ctns). Bases 1 to 2070 code for a protein of 689 amino acids. Gene Ontology annotation, molecular function: L-cystine transmembrane transporter activity. The transcript is spliced from 7 exons. The record is from RefSeq and is a predicted model, not a curated record. NCBI's taxonomy places the organism in Eukaryota, Evosea, Eumycetozoa, Acytosteliales, Cavenderiaceae. Gene Ontology annotation, cellular component: vacuolar membrane. Gene Ontology annotation, biological process: L-cystine transport.